UAGCUUAUUAGGUUAGGAGACGAAUGUUGCCAAUUAUAAAUAGACGUAUUCUCCACAUCGUGAGUAAUAACGGCGCGAUCUCUUUUCGCUCGAGACUGGUCAUUGAUUAUAUUUUCACCGCUAUUUCGGUGUUUUCUGUUACGUACGAGUGAGAAAGAGAGUGUUUAUUAGGCAACCAUCGUUGGUCGGACGCACAAUGGAGGACUAUGUCUCUGUGGACAGUGACGAUGACUAUGAUUACCUCUAUUACGAUGACGGUACUGAAGAUGGCGGCGAUUCUGACAGACUUGAAUUUGCUGAAACAAAGGCCGACGCUGACUCUCAGUCAGUCAACGUCAAGGUAAUCACAAGAGAGUCACUCUUGGCUGCUCAGAGGGAGGAUUUGCGAAAGGUGAUGGAUGUACUUUCAUUGAAAGAGCACCACGCACGAUCUUUACUCAUUCAUUAUCGUUGGGAUGUGAACCAGUUGCUCAGUGGUCUUGUAGAGAAAGGGAAAGAUAAAUUAUAUGCUGAAGUAGGUGUGACCAUAUUGGAGCAUCGAGAUCUUGUCUCAUCCAACUUUUCAUCCUCCAAAGCAAAAAAAUCCACGGUACUAUGCGAGAUUUGCUUCGAAAAAGUUCCCACCAAUGUUGCGACAACUAUGGACUGUGGUCAUGUUUUCUGUAACACUUGUUGGACAAAGCACUUCAUAGUAAAGAUAAAAGGAGGCCAAAGCAGGCGCAUUAGAUGUAUGGCACACAAAUGCAACAGUAUUUGUGAUGAAGAAAAAAUCAGAAUGCUAGUCAGUACUAGAGAUCCUAUUCUAGCAGAGAAAUUUGAUCGCUUUCUUCUAGAAUCAUAUAUUGAAGAUAAUAAAAAGGUUAAGUGGUGUCCAAGUACUCCCCAUUGUGGUAAUGCUUUACGCAUUGAUGACUGUAACUUAUGCGAGGUUGAAUGUGCAUGCGGUUUAAAGUUCUGUUUUAAAUGCUCAUCGGAAGCACAUUCUCCUUGUUCGUGUCAAAUGUGGGAACUGUGGAGUCAGAAGUGUCGGGAUGAAUCAGAGACAGUUAACUGGAUUACAGUUAAUACAAAGCCCUGCCCAAAAUGCCUCAAGCCAGUUGAAAAGAAUGGAGGAUGCAACCAUGUACACUGCAUUUGUGGACAACAUUUUUGUUGGCAUUGUGGCCGCCCUGAUAAAUUCCAUGGUGGUUAUCAUAGUUGUGGACGUUAUACAGAAGAUGAGCAGAAAACUCGGAAUGCAAAGAGGGAUCUACAACGUUACAUGCAUUACUACGAUCGUUAUAAAGCCCAUAAACAUUCUUCUGAGCUUGAAAGUAAGCUGCAGAAAACCAUGAAAAAAAAGAUGUCAGAACUGGAAGCAAGAGAAAUAACAAGUAAAGACUAUAGUUGGGCAACCGAGGGUCUCAACAGACUCUUCAGGUCAAGGCAAAUUCUCUCGUAUUCGUACCCUUUUGCGUAUUACAUGUUUGGUGAUAUAUUCGGGAGUGAAAUGACAAAACAGGAAAAAGUAAUAAAGCAACACUUGUUUGAGGAUCAGCAGCAACAGCUUGAGGCACAUGUUGAAAGGCUUUCUUCAUUUCUAGAGGCACCUUUCAAUGAAUACCCGGAUAACGAGGUUAUAACUUUGAGGAUGGAGAUCAUCAAUUUCUCCACAGUUGUUGAUAAGCUGUGCAGAAAAUUGUAUGAAUGCAUUGAGAAUGAUUUGCUGGGGUGCCUCACUCGGACAAGUCAAAGUAUUGCUCCUUACAUGUCAAAUGGGAUGGACAAAGCUUCAGAAGUAACGGACUGCAAGGGACUCUAACCCUUCUAGAUUCUAAUAUUGAAAUAAAUUAUGGCAAAGAUCGUAUGUGCUAAUUUAUACCAUGUAGAUUGUUACUUAAUUCGUGCUCUUAUCUACCGCUAUUUAAGUCAAAUAAGAGAGCUAUA
Messenger RNA from Morus notabilis, 1926 nucleotides. RefSeq names its product probable E3 ubiquitin-protein ligase ARI2. The transcript has 7 exons. Lineage: Eukaryota; Viridiplantae; Streptophyta; Magnoliopsida; Rosales; Moraceae. The coding region runs from base 197 to 1801 and encodes 534 amino acids. The record is from RefSeq and is a predicted model, not a curated record. Gene Ontology annotation, biological process: positive regulation of proteasomal ubiquitin-dependent protein catabolic process; ubiquitin-dependent protein catabolic process; protein polyubiquitination. Gene Ontology annotation, cellular component: cytoplasm; ubiquitin ligase complex. Gene Ontology annotation, molecular function: zinc ion binding; ubiquitin protein ligase activity; ubiquitin conjugating enzyme binding.